CGACGACGGCCUCCACGAACUUGAGCUUGGAGCCUUGGAAGUAGAGUGGGUGUGCUCAAGAGAUUGAGGAACUGGCCGCGAUGGCUGGUCGUUGGUGCUUGAUGGAGAGUGACCCUGGCGUCUUCACGGACCUUAUCGAGGGCGUUGGCGUCAAGGGUGUGCAAGUCGAGGAACUUUGGGCUUUGGACGUGGACGCGCUCAAGCAGCUGGCACCCGUCUACGGUUUAGUGUUUCUCUUCAAGUUUACGCCUGAGGCGCACAAGUCGGAGACGCAACCCAUCGACUACAAGAUCCCCGGCCUAUUUUUUGCGCACCAAGUCAUCAACAAUGCCUGCGCCACUCAGGCCAUCCUGUCCAUUCUCCUCAACGCUCCGGACAUUGAGCUCGGUGAACAUUUGACUGGCUUCAAAUCAUUUGCCAAUGAGUUGGAUCCGGAGACGGCCGGCCUGGCCAUCAGCAACAGCGAAGAACUACGCACUGUCCACAACAGCUUCUCGCGUCAAGAGACUUUCACAAUGGAAGAGAAGGUGGCGGACAAGGAUGACGACGUGUAUCAUUUUAUCGCUUAUGUACCCCAUGGCGGUCGCCUGUACGAGCUGGAUGGACUACAACGCGGUCCAAUCGAUCACGGACCGGUGGGCGAAGAAUGGGUGGAGACGGUUGUGCCGGUACUGCAGAAGCGGAUUGAGCGGUACACGUCCACGGAGAUUCGCUUCAACCUCAUGGCUGUGUGCCGCGAUCGACGAGAAGCCCUCGAGGAGGAGAAGGAGAAUGCCGAGUCCAUGGCAUUGUCCUUGCCGGAGGCGUCGCCCGAGGCAGCCGAAUGGCAGGCCAAGGCCGCGGAAUUUGAGGCUCAGCUUCAGCAAGAGCACGCCAAGCGUCAGAACUGGAAGGACGAGAACCGCCGCCGCAAGCACAAUUACAUCCCCUUUAUUUUGGAGCUCAUGCGCAGCCUGGCCCGGGAAAAGCGUUUGCAGCCGCUGGUAGCCGAAGCCAAGCGCAAGGCCGUCGAGCGCCUCGACCAACAGAAGCGCACCGGCACCGAGCCCAAGACCCCCAAGCAAUAGCAUGCCCAGCCCCUUGAGCUAGCGUGAUUUGUCUGACAAACCCGAAUUUCGCUUUGUAAAUUUU
Molecule: messenger RNA, 1131 nt
Organism: Monosiga brevicollis MX1
Lineage: Eukaryota; Choanoflagellata; Craspedida; Salpingoecidae
Exons: 10
Coding region: 81-1067 (328 amino acids)
Biological process (GO): ubiquitin-dependent protein catabolic process; protein deubiquitination
Cellular component (GO): cytoplasm
Molecular function (GO): cysteine-type deubiquitinase activity
Source: RefSeq, a predicted model, not a curated record